Molecule: messenger RNA, 1124 nt
Organism: Papaver somniferum (opium poppy)
Lineage: Eukaryota; Viridiplantae; Streptophyta; Magnoliopsida; Ranunculales; Papaveraceae
Product: MATH domain and coiled-coil domain-containing protein At3g44790-like
Exons: 2
Coding region: 83-958 (291 amino acids)
Source: RefSeq, a predicted model, not a curated record
AUUGAACUCAACUUUGUCUCUUCAAUUUUGUCCUUCCCCUGUUGGAUCUCAAUAAUUCUGUCAACGAAAGUCUUUUUCAAAAAUGGAUUAUCGACAGGCGAACACAGGUAACUCAAUGGAAGUUGAUCUGCAGAGUAACUCGAUGGAAGUAGAUGGGAGUGUGCUUGCUGAAGUUGUGACGCAAACAAUUGAACUUAUAGGAGGGGUAGUGGAAGCUGUAGCUGAGGUCACGGUUUCUAGGGAAACAAAACAAGGUAUGUUUCCAGGUGCAGGCCAACUAUAUGAAGAAGGUAAGCACCGAGGAAAAAUUCUGGGUGAUGGAUUUGUAGACAUUGGAGGUUUCGAUGUACCGAAAACAGAAGCAUCACUGUAUAAAGAGAUCUGGUUGAAUUAUGGGCACAUUGCUUCCAACCGAGUUCUUCCAGAUUCAUAUUAUUUUUCCCAAGUAACCAUUGUCUCUGAACUAAUGAGUGUUAUUGUGAAAAUGAAUGGCUGCACUCUGGAGGAGGUUUCUUCAGAAGUGAUUGGUGAUUGGGAAAAGAAUAUAAGAGUAGCAGAAAAACUUGAAUUCAACAUCGGCUGGCUUCGUCAGCGCUUGGAAGAUAUUAAGAUAGUUUUUUCUGAGGAUAAGAAGCUUCAGGAGAUUGUAGCGGAACAGGAUGAGGCAAAGGCACGGGUGAUUGAGGCUGAGAAGCAGUUGUUCUUGGAAAAAGAGAGACUUUCCGCCUUGGAAACUAAGAUUCCUCCCCUGCUGGUGGCGAAACAGAAUUUUCGAAACAAAUGUGGUGGUCCUUUGCUGCUUUUUAAUGGCGGCGCGAGCUUGUCACCUGUCACGGCUCCAGUUCAAGAUGAUGCAAUUCUGACUGAAGAACCUAUGCCUGAUAACAACAACUCUAAGAGAGGGCCUCCUACAGGAAUUGCAGGAAAAAUACGCUUUAUUUCUAGCCUCAACAAGUAGUCUUGUUGUACCUUAGUUUCCUUUUGAGUCAAAUGCAUAUGGAAUGUAUGAUUUUCCUUCUAUAAUCAUGUAGUAUUGCAUCAACCUGGUGAUGCGAAUAUGAAUUUUAAAAUCAUGUAAUAUUGCACUUUGGUAGUAGCUAAGUAGAGUUGGGUAGCUUUGCUUU